Messenger RNA from Daphnia magna, 815 nucleotides. RefSeq lists its product as uncharacterized. The record is from RefSeq and is a predicted model, not a curated record. Lineage: Eukaryota; Metazoa; Arthropoda; Branchiopoda; Diplostraca; Daphniidae. The coding region runs from base 1 to 714 and encodes 237 amino acids. The transcript has 3 exons.
AUGGAUGUCACCGUCUUUGGGCCGUUCAAAAAGUCACUUUCUGCCUUUCACCACUCUUGGUUAAAACGUCAUUCUGGCCAACGAAUCAGCAUCAAGGAAGUUGCAGAAUUGACUCGUCCUGCUUUCCAGCAAAAAAUGUCUCCAUCAAACAUUAUAGCCGGUUUCAAAUCUACUGGAAUUUAUCCAUUCAACCGAUAUGCAAUUGAUCAAUCAAGAUUUGCACCUUCAUUGGUAACAGACUUGGCAGUUCCUUCUGCUGAACUACCCGACUCUGUUGCUACAGACAAUUCAUCAGUGACAAGUGAUAACUCAAGCCUAGACCAUAUAACUCCAGAACAAAUUCAACCAUUUCCAAUGGUAAAACAAACUGGGAUGAGGAAAAAGAAAGCGUGUAAUGUAGGUUCAACUAGAAUUCUAACAUCAACUCCAGAGAAACAAAUUAUAGAAGAUCACCAUAAUUGCAUUCAAGCUAAGAAAAAGGGACUUGCAAUACCUACGACAAAUAAACCAAGGAAAGUGAAAAGUAAGGGCAACCAAGAUAUAUGCAUAGAUGAUGAAAACAAAGAAAAUUAUUGUGUUAAAGUUACACGAAAGAAAAAUUGUGAGAAGGGAGAUAAAUGUGAUGAUGACUUGUCGAUUAAAAAUUCUUCUGCCCUUUCUGUAGUAAACAGAACCAGAUACGAACGUGCAGCCAAAAGGAACUUGUUUUCAUAACCGUCUUAUUGUAUUUAUUCAGCUACAGUUGUUUUUUCAUCUAAGUAUGAUCUCGAGAGAACUAAUCAAGAUUAGUCAACCAAGUAAUACACUAUGUUCAC